AUGGCGACGGAGAGGGAGCAUCACAUCCGUCGGAUGGACCGGAACAUUUUCGGCCUGCUUGAGAAACACCGGCUCGACUCGCGCGAGGUGCCUCCGCCUUACUGCGAGCAUGAUUACGCGCGCCGAAUGCAGUUCCACCCCUCGUUAGUGUCGCGCCUUGCUUUGGAGACCGUUAUGGAGGGUCAUCGGGGGUGUGUGAACGCAAUAGCAUGGAAUCGAUCCGGCUCUCUCCUUCUCUCCGGUUCUGACGAUUUUAUGGUGAACGUGUGGGACUACAGCUCGCGGCGGCUGGUUCACUCAGUGGACUCGGGCCAUUCAGGCAACAUCUUCUGUGUGCGCUUCAUGCCCGAGACGGGGGAUGAUGUGUUAGCCUCUGGCGCUGGCGACAAUGAGGUGCGAGUGCACAGGCUCUCACGCUCCCCCGCUCCUGCCCCCGCCACGUCAUCCUCCCCUUCUGCAACUGGCUCACCCGGCGCCGGACGGCAAGAUUUGUCUGCAUCCGGCGGUCCGUCCCAUUCAUCAGAGCAGGCAGCAAUGUUCCGGUGCCACAACCGACGGGUCAAGAAGCUUGCGGUGGAGGAGGGCAAUCCGCAUGUGGUGUGGAGUGCGAGUGAGGACGCCACACUAAGGCAGCACGACCUGAGAGAGACGUCCAUCUGUCCACCGCCCACCACUCACGCACGCUCCCACUCCCCUCUCCACCACUCUCUGUUUCAUGGCGCCUCUGAAUGCCGCAGUGUGCUGCUUGAUCUUCGGGCAGCUGGAAAAGUUUCUCUCGAAGAUGCCCCGCGGGACUCAUUGGCCCUCAAGUCCUGUGCCAUCAGCCCAACCCGGCCGCACCUACUGAUGGUGGGAGGAAGUGACGCCUUUGCUCGCAUCUACGAUCGCCGCAUGCUCCCAUCGCCCUCCUCCCUCUCCCGCGCCUCCCCUCGGCCCAAGCCCCCGCCCCCACUGCUCCUGCUCGCCCCCAGUCACCUCUCUGAACCGCAAGGGCGGUCAGGCCUGCAUCUGACCCACGUGGCCUUCUCAGCCAAUGGGGAGGAGGCGUUGCUGAGCUACAGUGGCGAGCACGUGUACCUGUUUGACCUGGACCGAGCAACCCUGCCGUCUAUGAUCUACACGCCUGCUGACGUGGCAGCGUCUCACAGGCUGGCUCCCCUCAAGCCCUCGGACCUUCAUUACAAUCACAAAAUCGGCACCACCCCCAGCAUCAGCAAUGGCCGCACUAACGGAUUUUGCCAGCCAGACCGGCAGCAGCAGCAGAUCUCGUCGCGACAAGAACAGGAGUUAGAGCACAGUGUACAUAACCAACAUAAGCCCUCUUCUCCUCGCCUAAAGCCCCAUACUCCCAAGCCUGGAUCAGCUAAGCACUCCGAGCCUGCUAGCCUCGGGGUGAACGACAGAAACGGCGCUCUUCCGAAGCAGGGUGACAGGCCUGGCAGCGGCAGCAGCAGCAGCAGCGUGUGGGAUAGGUACACCAAUGGACGGACCGAACUGCCUCGGGCUGGAGUGGUUCGGGACCGAGCCGUGGGCCCAGGCUUGGGAUCGAGGGACCGGGAUUAUACCAAGCUGCAAGAGUGCGAGCAGCUGUUGGAGGAAGCUUCUGCGAUAGUUCUCGGCCUGGAGGCCGAGUCAGAAGCAGCCCGACCAGCCGGCGAGGGGGGAGAGGGGCAGGGAGGGCCGUCAGGUGCCACCCCAGGUGCCGCCUCAGGUGCCGCCUCAGGUGCUGCGUCAGGUGCCGCCUCAGGUGGGGCGGGCAGGAGGGCGUCCAGGGAGAGGACGCGGAGCCAGCAGGUGGCGUCCGGGCGGCGGGCCAGCCUGGCAGUAGACCUGUGCAGUGCGGUGCUGGAGGAGGGGGGGGAUGUGAUUGGACCGGGGGUGCGGCAUGACGCGCUCUGUACACGAGCUGCUGCAAUGCUGGAGAGGGGAUGGAAGAAUGAUGACCUGAUGGUGCUGCGUGACUGUAACGAAGCCAGGCGGAUCCUCCCCACGUCCAUCCGCGCUCACCUCUACAUGGCCCAUGCCUUCUCCCAGCUGGGGCAGCAUCAGGAGGCGGUGGAGUUUGCAGAGCGAGCAGCCGUGUUCGACAGCAACCUCUCCUCCUACGUGGUGUCCCUACGAGCCAAGAUGGCUGCUGCAGAGCGAGCAGCCGUGUUCGACAGCAACCUCUCCUCCUAUGUCAUGUCUCUGCGAGCCAAGAUGGCUGCUGCAGGUAGCGAAAAAAUCCCACCUCACUGCGCCUCACUGCACUGCACCUCACUGCACCUCACUGCAGCACCUCCCCUCUCCUCUUAUGUCAUGUCUCUGGAGGAGGCUCCACCUGCAGUGGUGGAAGAGGAGAGAGUGGAGAGAGAGGGAGUGGGGGAAGGGGGAGCAGGGGAAGGGGGAGUAGGUGCAGGGGGAGCGGGGGAGGGGGGAGUAGGUGCAGUGGGAGCAGGGGAGGGGGGAGUGGGCAGAAGAGUGGAGGGGGGUGAAGUUAGGGGGGAAGAGGAGGUGGAAUUGGCAGAGGAGGGGUUAGCGGAAGAGGGUGGGGAGGAGGGUGCUGAGGAGGAAAACGAGGAGGAUGAAGAGGAGGAUUUUGAGGUUCGUGUGGACGUGAGACUGGGUCCAGGCGUUGAAGCAGAGGAGAGAGAAGAAGACAGGGGUGAUGCACUGGUGGGAGGAGGAGAAGGAGGAGCGGGAGGAGCGGGAGGAGGAGGGGGAGGAGCGACGAGGGGACGAGGGGCGGGAGGAGGAGAAGUGAGUGGGGAGGCAAGAAGGGUGAGUCUGAACCUGAGACUGAGGAGGAGCAGAGAAGGGGAGGAGGACCGAGAGGAGGGGGUGCGACGGGAAAAGAGCGCGAGAGGAGCAGGCGGAGAGACGAGGAGAAUGGGUGCCGGGAGUGUGUGUGCGCGGGAGGAGGGAGCGGAGGAGGACGAGGAAGGAGAGGAGGGGGAGGAGGGUGAAGAGGAAGAGGUGAAAGGGGGGAUGAGGGCAGUGGAUAUGCGGCAGCGGUUUGUGGGGCACUGCAACACGGGGACGGAUAUCAAGCAGGCGUCGUUUCUGGGCGACCGGGGGGAGUUUGUAACGAGUGGGAGUGAUGACGGGCGGUGGUUUGUGUGGGAGAAGCGGACUGGCCGGGUGGUGAAGAUGCUGGCAGGGGACGAGCAUGUGGUGAACUGCAUUCAGUGUCACCCCGUUGACUGCUGUGUGGCCACUAGCGGCAUCGACGACACCAUCAAGUUGUGGACGCCCCAUGCACCAUCGGCAUCAAGGGUGGCAGCAGGGGUGGGGGGGCCUGAACCUGCCGACAUGAUUCGAGUGAUGGUGGAGAAUCAGCAGCGUAUGCGGCGACCUCGGGAGUUCUUUGCGCCAAUGGAGCUUCUGCAGCGCCUGCAGAUGCAUGAGAACGCCGGGUUUGAAUGUGCGCAGUCCUGA
This is a messenger RNA of Closterium sp. Yama58-4, 3417 nucleotides long. The record is from the annotation of a GenBank genome assembly. NCBI's taxonomy places the organism in Eukaryota, Viridiplantae, Streptophyta, Zygnematophyceae, Desmidiales, Closteriaceae.